Messenger RNA from Nannospalax galili (Upper Galilee mountains blind mole rat), 944 nucleotides. RefSeq names its product C-type lectin domain family 1 member B (gene Clec1b). Bases 189 to 878 code for a protein of 229 amino acids. Lineage: Eukaryota; Metazoa; Chordata; Mammalia; Rodentia; Spalacidae. The record is from RefSeq and is a predicted model, not a curated record. The transcript is spliced from 6 exons.
UGAACAGCCAUGAAAGGGCUUCCUGGAAAACAAGACAAAACAAAACAAAAUCCAUGUUUCCCAACUCACAUGGCUCUAUUCUACCAGGGAGAGAAAGAGCCCACACUGGCAGAUGCUGAAAUUUUAAGAGUAGACGCAGUUUUGCAAAGUCAUUGAACUCUGAGCUCACUUGCCAUCCAAGGUUAGCCAUGCAGGAUGAAGAUGGAUAUAUCACCUUAAACAUUAAACCUCGAAAGCCAGCUCUCACCUCAGUUGACACUGCUUCCUCUUCUUGGCGUGUGAUGGCUUUAAUCCUACUGGUCUUGUCCAUGGGGCUGUUUGUCGGGCUCGUGGCUCUGGGAAUCAUGUAUGUCACACAGCAAAAUUACCUACUAGCAGAAAAGAAAAAUCUCUCUGAAACUCUACAACAAUUAACAAACAAGGCCUGCCAAGAUUUAAUAAAGCUGUCAGAAUUGAAAACAAAGAGAAGCUUUGAACACACGUGCAGCCCCUGUGAGACUAAGUGGAGAUACCAUGGAGACAGUUGCUAUGGGUUCUUCAGGCACAACCUGACUUGGGAAGAGAGCAAGCAGUACUGCGCUGAACAGAACGCAACUCUUGUAAAGACCGCCAGCCAGAGAACUGUGGAAUACAUCACAGACAGGACCAGUUCAAUUCGUUGGAUUGGAUUAUCCAGCCAGAAUGCUAAUAAACUCUGGACAUGGGAAGAUGGUUCAGUUCUUUCCAAGAAUAUGAUUGACCUUUCUGGGAACACAAGAGAAAAUAAGAAUUGUGCUUUUCUUCAUAAUGGGAAAAUCCACUCAACUUCCUGUAAGGACAGACAUUAUUUAAUGUGUGAGAGGAAGGCUGGUUUGGCAAAGUUGGACCAACUGCUUUAAUGCAAAAAGAUGGACAGGAUGUCAGAUAAGUGCUUGAUUGUGCAAUAAAAGAUCUGUUUGAACAAA